Thecamonas trahens ATCC 50062 is the source of this 827-nucleotide messenger RNA. RefSeq lists its product as uncharacterized. Lineage: Eukaryota; Apusomonadida; Apusomonadidae. Gene Ontology annotation, molecular function: protein-cysteine S-palmitoyltransferase activity. The transcript has a single exon. The record is from RefSeq and is a predicted model, not a curated record. Gene Ontology annotation, biological process: protein targeting to membrane; peptidyl-L-cysteine S-palmitoylation. Gene Ontology annotation, cellular component: endoplasmic reticulum; Golgi apparatus. Bases 1 to 798 code for a protein of 265 amino acids.
AUGAACCUUCCGCUGGUGGUGGGCGUGCUGGUGGUGGUGGCGGCGUCGCCGCUGGUGCUCGACGGCUUGCAUGCGGUGUGUCCACGGCUCGGCAUCGGCCGCAGGGCCCAGCGAUCGGCCGGCUAUAUGCUGAUGGCCCUCCUUGCGGCGCUGCCGCACAUGGGCAUCGGCCUGCUCUGGGCAGUCUUUGCGCCGUAUGUGGCAGCGGAGCAAAAUGUUGUCUCGGGGCAUGUGGCAGAGAUGGCGCUGUCUGCUCUCGGCCUGGUUCUCUUUGCCGGCAUCAUCCGCAACCUCGUUGCCGCCCUCUUUCCGCCGUCGCCUGAUGGCGGUCGGGAGGCGGGUUGGGAGCCGGCAUGGGUUGACGCCUGCCGCGAGUGCGGGCUGGACGCGGUGCCGGAGCGCGAUCACCACUGCGUCUUUCUCAAUCGCUGCGUCGACGCCUCCAAUCACACCGUCUUUGUCCGUUUUGUCGUCUUUCUCUGGCUCGGCGCGAGCUACGCGCUCGCGAUCUCGGGCUACGGCUACCUCGAGUGUGGCUACCACGUCCGCGCGCUCGUUCGGCCGCCCUCCUGCGCUGAGCUGGAGGGCAUGCACAUCCUCGCGCUGCCGCUCAUCGCGCUCUGGCUCCCGCUCACCCUCCUCACUCUCCUCGUCGUCCGCCUCGCGAUUGGUGGUCUCGGCCUCAGCCGCUGGCUCCGCGCCUGGCGUCGCGGGCAUGGCGCGAGCAACCCAAAGACAGCGAUUCCACGUCGGCGGGUGAGGGAUCGCGGCUGGCGGGUGGUGUUUGGCGCGAGCUGACGGAGCCCCGUGUCACUUCUUCUGCCUCG